Molecule: messenger RNA, 441 nt
Organism: Trichoderma citrinoviride
Lineage: Eukaryota; Fungi; Ascomycota; Sordariomycetes; Hypocreales; Hypocreaceae
Product: histone-fold-containing protein
Exons: 6
Coding region: 1-441 (146 amino acids)
Biological process (GO): nucleosome assembly
Molecular function (GO): structural constituent of chromatin; protein heterodimerization activity; DNA binding
Source: RefSeq, a predicted model, not a curated record
AUGCCGCCCACUGUGCCGGAUAGAGGUGGUCCGGGGAGUAGUCAGCGCGCGAGGCCUUCGCUCGGGGGCAAGACUCUGGGUACUGCACGGCACCGGAAAAUAUUGAGAGAUUCCAUUACGGGUAUCACGAAGCCGGCGAUCCGACGCCUGGCCCGUCGUGGUGGUGUUAAGCGCAUCUCCGGUACCAUCUACGAUGAGAUGCGGAAAGUUUUAAAGAUAUUCCUGGAAGAUGUGCUGCGAGAUGCUUGCACUUACGUUGAAUACCGAAAUGCCAAAACUGUAACCGUGGAGGACGUUCUCCACAGCCUCCGACGCCGAGGCAGAACGCUCUAUGGCUUCGAUCAGGAUACAUGGACUGAGCAGAAAACUCACCGUCGUCAAGAUGCCAGCAGGAGUCGAGCCAGCAAGAGGCCCUAUAGGGCCGAUAGGGUGCAAUUCUAG